This is a messenger RNA of Cooperia oncophora, 492 nucleotides long. The record is from the annotation of a GenBank genome assembly. Lineage: Eukaryota; Metazoa; Nematoda; Chromadorea; Rhabditida; Trichostrongylidae.
AUGCCUAAUUCUGCAGAGUACGAGAAAGUGCAACCGUCGUACAGUCAUCUGAAUCAAGCCAUUCCGUCGUUAGAGAUCACAGUGGCCAAGAAAGAGCCGGUAGUUUUCCAAAGGAACGGUUCUGGCCGUCGUUCGUGGCCCGUCAAAACAUACGACUACGUGAAUAUCUCUCAACAAAGGAAAAUGCCCGAGAUUGAGAGUUAUGCACACAACGGCAGUCUUCCUCAUCCGGAGAAGAUCAUCAAUGAAGAAAAUGCCAUCUUGAGAGAUUGGAAUCCGCGAGCACUCGUGCGAGCUCUGUAUGAGGUGUCGUAUGAACCGAGAGUGGAAACAAAAAGAAAUCGCUUUGUCAGCAUGGAAGGUCAUGUUGAGGUGCCCUCAGAUGAGACAUCCACCGUUGCUGAAUUGGAGAGACAUUGGAAACAGCUUUAUAUGCGCACCAAAGAAGGAAGAUUACAGAUUUUUGUGGUAUGUCAUUUACUCGUGCUUUGA